AUGCUCUUCUUCUUGGCCAAAAUGUUAGCAUUCCCAAGGAAUGAAGAAUUUUGUUUCCUUUGGAUUGCUUGUGUUUUCAUCUCUGCAUGGGUUCAGCAAGGAACGGAAGCCUUUCGGUGUGGCAAUGGAUUGUCCUUGCCUCCUGACAACGUGUGUGACUUCACGGAUCAGUGUGGGGACAAGAGUGAUGAACAGCAAUGCUCCAAUUAUGAAAGAUGUGAUUUCGAGAAUGGGCUCUGUAGUAUGACACAAGAUCAGGUUCUGCAACUUGGUUGGACAAGGAGAAAUGGGAUGACUGGUGUCUCACCUCCAUUUUAUGAUCACAGCGGCAAUACGUCUGCCCACUUCCUCUCACUGGUCUCCAAAGGGAAUUCUACUUCCUCAGACUUAAGAAGCAGAAUCUUUCUUCCGACAAAUAACCAACAUGCUUGUCAGAUUACAUUUUAUUACUUCUCCAGCCAAGUGAGUAACAAGUUAGUGGCUGGCCUUCAAACUACACGUGGUGGUCCCAUUCAGCAUUUAUGGCAAAACACAGCUGGGCUCUGCAAUCAGUGGGAGAGAAAUGUCAUGAACAUCCAGAGCAACCAGAAAUUUCAGGUUGUUUUUCAAGGUCAAAUAAUUUCAACUCCUGAACAGGAUGAAGUCAUAGCUAUUGACGAUAUAUCUUUCAGUUCAGGCUGCUUGCCUGCAAAUGAUGAAAUUUUACCCUGUCCAGAAACAUUGAACACAGAGCAGGAGCAGUGCCAUCUAGAUACAAGUCUCUGCAGUUUUGAUUCUACAGAUGAAGGACUGAGGGUGUAUCAGAUCUGUGGAUUUGAAUUUGAUAUGCAUGACUGGGCAUCCGAAACAUCUGCUGGGCAAAUUUCCUGGAUGCACUCAAAAGCAAGAGAAAUUCCUGCAUUAGAAUCUAGACCUCAGCAGGAUCAAAGGAGUGAUGAAGGUUACUAUAUCUGGUUAAGAGCUACGGAUGCUUCUACUCUUAACCAUUUAGACAGCAAAGCUUAUUUAAAUAGCUCUCUGUGUCACUGCCUGGGCAAGAGCUGCCAUCUUCAAUUCUAUUAUUCCAUGGAAAACAGUGUUCUGAGAGUAGGACUAUACAAUAAUAAGGAAGAAGUAUUCUGGAUAUACAAUACAUCAACAGACAGAAAAUGGGCGAAAGCAGAGGUGUUAAUACCAGAAAGCCUGAAGACGUUUAAGAUUAUAUUUGAAGGCACUCUUCUGAGCCAGAAAGGUUUUAUUGGGCUGGAUCAGCUCUGGGUCUGUGCCUGUGCACUUGCCCCACCCAGAAGGCUUUGCCCUAAGGAUGAGUUCACUUGUGCCAGUGGCCAAUGCAUUUCCCAAGAAUUGGUCUGUGACUCUCAGCCGGACUGUUCUGAUGACAGUGAUGAAGACCCAACAACUUGCUCAAAUCCCCUCACGUGUGACUUUGAAUCUGGGUUCUGCGGUUGGGAGCCAUUGCUCACAGAAGAUUCGCAAUGGGAAAUCAUGAAAGGAUUGGCCAGUGGAGAGAGCCACCUUCCCGAUGAUGAUCAUACAGCAAACACAAGUCAUGGCUCAUUCAUUUAUUUCUGGUCCCAUCAAUCUCCAAGAGUGGCCAAGCUUGGAAGUCCUGUUCUUACAAAAGCCCUCACUGCCUCUACCCCAUGUCAGGUGCGAUUUUGGUAUCGUUUGUCCCGGCAUUCACAUCUCUCGGUUUUUACAAGAACCUCCCUGGAUGGGGAUUUGCAAAAGCAAGGUGAUCUCAUUGGAAUCUCCAAAUUUCAGUGGACACAAGCAAAAAUCAAUCUCCUUGUGAAGGCUGGAGAAUCUACUCUACCUUUUCAGUUGAUUUUGGAAGCUACUGUUUUAUCAUCAAAUGCUACUGUUGCUCUAGAUGACAUCAGUAUAUCCCAAGAAUGUGAAAUUUCCAAUAAGUCACUUCCAGGUACCAGCAUACUAAAGAAAAGUUCCAGAUGCGACUUUGAAGCAAAUAGCUGUGGUUGGUUUGAAGCAAUUAGUGGUGACAAUUUUGACUGGGUAUGGAACUCUAGAAGUAACCUUUCCACUGAAUUUGAGCAACAGGCCCCACUUUGGGAUCAUACUCACAACACAGCUCAAGGGCAUUUUAUGUUCAUUCUGAAGAAAAGCAGAAGCUUGUCACAAGUUGCCAAACUCCGGAGCCCAACCUUUAGCCAGGCGGGACCUGGAUGCACGCUUUCCUUCUGGUUUUAUAACUACGGUCUGUCAGUGGGGGCCGCUGAGCUCCAGCUACACGUGGAAAAUUCCAGUGACCCCACCGUACUCUGGAGAGUAUUAUAUAACCAGGGCAACCAGUGGUCACAGGCGACUGUUCAGCUUGGACGCCUCACUCAGCCCUUCCAUUUGUCGCUAGAUAAAGUCAGUCUUGGCAUUUAUGAUGGAGUCUCCGCAAUUGAUGACAUCAGAUUUGAAAAUUGUACUCUUCCGCUUCCUGUGGACAGCUGCGAAGAGCCAGAUUUCUUCUGGUGUCGAGGCAGCAAAGCUUGCGUAGAGAAGCUUCUGUUAUGUGAUCUGGUAGAUGAUUGCGGUGAUCACACUGAUGAGGAUGACUGUGUACCUGAACUCCAGUGUAACUUUGAAAAUGGAAUUUGUAACUGGGAACAAGAUACAGAAGAUGACUUUGAUUGGACCAGGAAGUGCGGUCCAACUUCGACACUUAAUACAGGGCCCAUGAAGGAUAACACUUUGGGCACAGCUAAAGGACACUAUCUCUACAUAGAAUCUUCGGAGCCACAGGUUUUCCAAAACAGAGCUGCUUUACUCAGCCCUGUCCUCAACGCCACCAGUACAGAGGGCUGCACCUUCCGCUUCUAUUACCACAUGUUUGGAAAGCACAUUUACAGGCUGGCCAUCUACCAGAGAGUCUGGAGUAACACAAGAGGACAGCUGCUGUGGCAGAUAUUUGGGAAUCAAGGCAACAGAUGGAUAAGGAAACACCUCAGUGUUUCCAGCAGGCAGCCUUUUCAGGUUUUGGUGGAGGCUUCAGUAGGAGAUGGCUUCACUGGAGACAUUGCUGUCGAUGAUUUGUCAUUCAUGGACUGUACCCUCUACCCUGGUACUUUGCCAGUGGACCUUCCAACUCCACCAGAAGUGUCAGCUCCAGUAACGUUGCCUCCACACAACUGUACAGACGAUGAAUUUGUUUGCAGGUCCGAUGGUCACUGUGUUGAAAAAAUCCAGAAAUGUGACUUUAGAAAUGAUUGUUCCGACCAGUCAGAUGAAUCAUUCUGUGCUACGAAAGUUUGCAGCUUUGAAAAAGGCAGCCUGUGUCAUUGGUACCAGCCAAUCCCAGAAGACCUAAUUCAAGAUUCAAACACAUUCAGAUGGGGACUUGGUAAUGGAAUCAGUAUUCAUCAUGGGGAAGAAAAUCACAGGCCACUGGUGGAUCAUACAACAAAUACCACAAAUGGCUGGUACCUGUAUGCUGAUAGCUCAAAUGGAAAAUUUGGUGACAUGGCUGAUCUACUCACUCCUGUUAUUUCACGCACGGGACCAAGGUGCACCCUGUUGUUCUGGACUCAUAUGAAUGGUGUCACAGUGGGUUCUCUCCAGGUACUCAGCAAGAAAGACAAUGUUACUUCUAAAUUGUGGGCUCAAAGAGGACAGCAAGGUGCACAGUGGAAGAAAGUAGAAGUGUUUCUAGGCGUUCAGUCACAUAUACAGAUUGUCUUUAGGGCAAAGCGUGGUAUCAGUUACAUGGGAGACGUAGCAGUGGACGAUAUUUCCUUUCAAGAUUGUGCCCCCCUACUUAGCCCAGACAGGAAGUGUACUGCUCAAGAAUUCACGUGUGCCAACAAGCAAUGCAUUGCAAAGGACAAGCUGUGUGAUUUUGUGAAUGACUGCGCUGAUAAUUCAGAUGAGUCUCCUUUCAUUUGCAGUACCUCCAGUGGGUGCUGUGAUUUUGAAUUUGACCUCUGUUCUUGGGAGCAGGAGCAGGAUGAUGACUUUGACUGGAAUCUGAAAGCUAGCAGCCUCCCUGCUGUAGGCACAGAGCCAGCAGCUGAUCACACCUUAGGAAACUCCUCUGGUCAUUACAUCUUCAUAAAGAGCUUGUUCCCUCAGCAGCCCAUGAGGGCUGCCAGAAUUUCCAGUCCAGUCAUCAGCAGAAGAAGCAAAAAUUGCAAGAUCAUUUUUCAUUAUCACAUGUAUGGAAAUGGCAUCGGGGCACUCACCUUGAUCCAGGUGUCAGUAUCCAACCAAACAAAGGUCCUACUUAACCUCACUGUAGAACAAGGCAAUUUCUGGCAGCGGAAGGAACUAUCAUUGUCUGGCGAUGAGGACUUCCAACUUCAAUUUGAAGGAAGGGUUGGUGAAGGACACCAUGGUGAUAUUGCCCUAGAUGACAUUGUGCUUACAAAGAGCUGUCUGUCACCUCACCGCUCUGUGACAGGAGACCUCCCGGAGCCUCUUCCAACAGGUUCCUGCCCCCGUGGCUAUCGGGAAUGUCAAAAUGGCAAAUGUUAUAAACCAGAGCAAAUCUGUAAUUUUGUAGAUGACUGUGGAGAUGACACGGAUGAAAAUGAAUGUGGUACCUCCUGUACUUUUGAGAAAGGCUGGUGUGGCUGGCAAAACUCCCUGGCUGAAAACUCUGAUUGGGCUUUGGGAGUUGGCUCUCAUCAGAGCCUACGACCUCCCGAGGACCACACACUUGGAAACAAAAACGGGCACUUCUUGUACCUGGAGGCCACUCCGGUGGUCCUUCGGGGCGAAGAAGCACACCUCAGGAGUGCUGUGUGGCAAGAAUCCAGCACUGCCUGCACCCUAAGCUUCUGGUAUUUCAUAUCUGCAAAAGCAACAGGCUCCAUUCAGGUCCUCAUUAAGACAGAGAAAGGACUGUCAAAAGUAUGGCAAGAACCUGAGCAGAACUCUGGUGAGCAUUGGCAAAAGGCUGCCAUCCUGCUAGGAAAACUAAGGAAUUUCGAAGUCAUAUUCCAAGGCAUCAGAACCAGGGAUCUGGGAGGAGGAGUGGCAGUUGAUGACAUUGAAUUUAAAGACUGCAUGACUGUGGGAGAGACUUCUGAGAGUUGCCCGGAAGCCACUGAUUUUUUGUGCCACAACAAGAAGUGUGUUGCGUCCUACCUUGUCUGUGACUAUAAGCCAGACUGCCCUGAUGGGUCUGAUGAGGCUCACUGUGGCCAUUAUACAAGCACACCAGGAAGUUGCAAUUUUGAAAUAACUUCAGGAAACUGGACCACAGCCUGCAGUCUUACUCAGGACUCUGAAGAUGACUUGGAUUGGGCCAUUGGCACCAGAAUUCCUACUGAAGCAUUGAGCCCAGACUUGGAUCAUACCCCAGGGAGCGGCCGGCACUUCCUAUAUGUCAGCUCAUCUGGACACAAAGAAGGACACAUGGCAAGAAUCUCUACUUCCCAGUACUUUCCAGCAAGUCUCGGAAUAUGUGCUGUUCGGUUCUGGUUCUACAUGGUUGAUCCCAGGAGUAUGGGGAUAUUAAAGGUAUAUACCAUUGAGGAAUCUGGACUAAACAUCCUUGUGUGGUCAGUGAUUGGAAGUAAAAGAACUGGUUGGAUGUAUGGACAUGUUCCUCUCUCCAGUACUAGUGCAUUUAAAGUGGCAUUUGAAGCUGAUUUGGCUGGAAAUGAGGACAUCUUUAUUGCCCUUGAUGACAUCAUUUUCACCCCAGAAUGUGUCUUUGGAGGUCCUGUGGCACCCCGGCCAUCACCCUGUGAAGCCAAUCAAUUUUCUUGUAUCUACACACUCCAGUGUGUCCCUCUCUCGGGGAAAUGUAAUGGUCAGGAAGAUUGCAUAGAUGGCUCUGAUGAAAUGGAUUGUUCUCUCAGCCCCACUCCUCAGCGCUGUGGUAAAAUGGAGUUCCAGUGCUCGAGCGACGAGUGUAUCCCAUCCCUCCUGCUAUGCGAUGGAGUGCCCGACUGUCACUUUAAUGAAGAUGAAUCCAGCUGCUCCAACGGGAGCUGUUCUGAUGGUGCGUUGACGUGCACUUCCUCUAACAGCUGUAUCCCACUUCACAAGCGCUGUGAUGGUUUGGUCGACUGCAUGGAUUUCCAGCUUGAUGAGUCCAGCUGCACAGAGUGCCCAUUGGGUUACUGCAGAAAUGGUGGGAAUUGUGUAGUGGAGAAGAACGGCCCUGUGUGUCGAUGUGGACAAGGAUGGAAAGGAAAUCGAUGCCACAUCAAGGUUAACCCUUCCCCUGCAGAUUUCACAUACACUCAGAAUAAUAUAUGGACUUUCCUGGGCAUUGGAUUAGCUUUCCUGAUGAUUCAUAUUAUAGUCGCAGUUGUGUGUUUUCUUGCAAACAGAAAAGUACCAGUCAGGAAAACUAAAGGAAGUGUUAACUGUGCAUUUGUUAAUCCGGUUUAUGGGAACUGGAGUAACCCAGAGAAAACAGAGAGUUCUGUAUACUCCUUCUCAUAUCCAUUAUAUGGCACAACAUCAGGAUGCCUGGAGACCAUAUCUAAUCAUCUGAAAUAGUACCAUCCAAAUCCAGUAUGAUCUAGGGUAUGUAGUUUAUAGAAAAUCCUACUCUGAAACCUGAUAGAAACUCAUCUUAUGCAAUAGUAAAAAUAGAAGGAGUUCAGAAUACUAGUGCAAUUAUUACAUUUACAAAUAAAUUUUCUUACUGAAUAUAUUAGAUGUUUUCAUGGAAUCUGAAUCAGAACUUAUAUUCUUUGUGUAUCUGAAUAUUUUAAUAAAAUGUUCUACUUGA
This is a messenger RNA of Enhydra lutris kenyoni (northern sea otter), 6700 nucleotides long. RefSeq names its product MAM and LDL receptor class A domain containing 1. The transcript is spliced from 40 exons. The record is from RefSeq and is a predicted model, not a curated record. Gene Ontology annotation, cellular component: membrane. The coding region runs from base 1 to 6465 and encodes 2154 amino acids. NCBI's taxonomy places the organism in Eukaryota, Metazoa, Chordata, Mammalia, Carnivora, Mustelidae. Gene Ontology annotation, molecular function: protein binding.